AUGCUGGAAUCGUACGUAACUCCUAUUUUGAUGAGCUAUGUGAAUCGCUACAUAAAGAACCUGAAGCCUUCGGAUCUGCAGUUGUCACUCUGGGGAGGAGAUGUUGUGCUUAGUAAACUUGAGUUGAAGUUGGAUGUGCUUGAACAGGAGCUGAAACUACCAUUUACUUUUCUAAGUGGGCAUAUUCAUGAACUUCGGAUUCAUGUGCCAUGGACAAAAUUGGGAUCAGAACCAGUUGUCAUCACUAUCAAUACAAUGGAAUGCAUCUUGAAAUUAAAGGAUGGAGCUCAGGAAGACCACGAAAGUUGUGGUUCCAGUUCAACAAACCGCAGUACUACGGAAAGCCUGAAAUCAGCAGUAAAACCACGGCGAGUUCAGCAAUCUGCUUCUCCUGACCCUGAUUUACCUCCAGGUUAUGUUCAGAGUUUGAUCAGGCGUGUUGUGAACAAUGUCAACAUUGUGAUCAACAAUCUCAUAUUAAAGUAUGUGGAGGACGAUAUUGUUCUCUCGGUCAAUAUCACUUCAGCAGAGUGCUAUACGGUGGAUGAGUUUUGGGAUAGAGCCUUCAUGGACAUCUCUGCCACCGAUCUGGUACUGAGGAAGAUGAUCAACUUUUCUGACUGCACAGUAUGUCUUGAUAAGAGAAAUGCUAGUGGUAAAAUUGAAUUUUACCAGGAACCUCUGCUGUACAAAUGUUCCUUCAGGACUCGUCUGCAUUUUACUUAUGAUAACCUCAACUCCAAAAUGCCAUCUAUUAUUAAA
Molecule: messenger RNA, 762 nt
Organism: Apaloderma vittatum (bar-tailed trogon)
Lineage: Eukaryota; Metazoa; Chordata; Aves; Trogoniformes; Trogonidae
Product: vacuolar protein sorting-associated protein 13B-like
Exons: 5
Source: RefSeq, a predicted model, not a curated record